AUGGAUGGUGCAUUCUUCUCUUUAUUAGUUGAUGAAUCGCAUGAUGUGUUAGUAAAAGAACAGAUGGCGGUGGUGUUUCGUUAUGUAUACAAAAGUGGGGAUGUAAUUGAGAGGUUUGUGGGCAUUCAACAUGUUAGCGACACUACAUCAAACUCACUCAAGGAGGCUAUUGACACAUUGUUUUCAAGAGUGGAAUUGAGCAUUUCCAUGCUAAGAGAACAAGGAUAUGAUGGAGCUAGUAAUAUGAAGGGUGAGUUCAAUGGUCUUAAAACACAGAUUUUGAGAGAAAAUUCUUGCGCCUAUUAUAUUCAUUGUUUUGCACAUCAACUUCAAUUAGCUCUUGUGGCCGUGACAAAGGGAAAUGUUGAUAUUUCCACUUUCUUCACAUAUUGCAAUAGCUUGGUUAAUAUUAUUGGAGUAUCGUGUAAGUGUCGUGACAUGCUUAGAGAUCAACUACAAAAGGAUAUUACGGAAGCUUUUGAAAAAGAUACUUUUCCAACAGGGCGAGGCUUAAAUCAAGAAACUUGUCUCAAGCGUCCUGGUGAUACACGUUGGAACUCACAUUAUGGUACAUUACUUAGUAUCAUCUCCAUGUUUAAAUCUUUGGUUAAAGUGCUUAAAUUGAUUAUUGAGGAUGGCUCCACUGAUAAUCUAGGUAAAGCAAACAGGUCAUUGAGAGAAAUACAAUCUUUUGAGUUCGUAUUUCAUUUAUUUUUCAUGAGAUCUAUAUUGGGAGCCACAAAUGACUUGUCACAAGCAUUACAAAGGAAAGACCAAGACAUUGGGAAUGCAAUGACUUUAGUCAAAGUUUGCAAGGAACAACUACAACACAUGAGAGAGAAUGCAUUUGAAGCCUUGCUUGAUCAAGUAUCUUCCUUUUGUGUCAAACAUGAUAUCUUGGUUCCAAACAUGGAUGAUGCAUAUGUAGCUCAAUGGAGAUAA
Messenger RNA from Prunus avium (sweet cherry), 942 nucleotides. RefSeq lists its product as uncharacterized. The record is from RefSeq and is a predicted model, not a curated record. NCBI's taxonomy places the organism in Eukaryota, Viridiplantae, Streptophyta, Magnoliopsida, Rosales, Rosaceae.